Molecule: messenger RNA, 1569 nt
Organism: Hippocampus zosterae (dwarf seahorse)
Lineage: Eukaryota; Metazoa; Chordata; Actinopteri; Syngnathiformes; Syngnathidae
Gene: nkx2.5
Product: NK2 homeobox 5
Exons: 2
Coding region: 184-1137 (317 amino acids)
Biological process (GO): cell differentiation; regulation of transcription by RNA polymerase II
Cellular component (GO): nucleus
Molecular function (GO): DNA-binding transcription factor activity, RNA polymerase II-specific; RNA polymerase II cis-regulatory region sequence-specific DNA binding
Source: RefSeq, a predicted model, not a curated record
UGAGAGAGGCCAAGAAAAAAAAGGUGUCUGCCUUUGUCGUUCAAAAUGACUGAAGAUUUCACCGAGGACCUGUGUGUGUGGUAUACCAAAGCAAUACUUGAAUCGGGUAAACAUUGCCGGGACGAAUAAGGACACUUGUCGUCUUUGCGUUGCUUCCGCAUGACAGUUUAAUAGUUGCUGGCGAUGUUUUCGAGCCCCACCAGCACGUCCACUCCAUUCUCUGUCAAGGAUAUAUUAAACCUGGAGCACAGCCAUGAACUCAUGUCUUCUUUGGAGCUUUCUUCUCGCAUGGAUUGCUGCAGCGCGCCCACCACCACCUCUACCCCAACCUCCUCAUGCUGUUUGCUGGGCCGUCUCAAGCACGAGCCUCUGCGGGACAUGUCCACGGGGGUCCCGCUGUUUGACGAGGAUCUCCACCAUCAGGAGCCCAAAUUCACUACGGCCGUUUACGGGAAACCACUGACGCAGAUGGACGGAGUGAAGGAGGGAGCGUCAGGCUUGUUCGGUGACAAACAUGCAAAAGAAGAGUUGAGUCCUCCCGCCGAAGCCGCAGAGGGCACGAAACCCGACGAUCCGAACCGACCGAAGGGCCGCAGACGCCGUAAGCCGCGGAUCCUCUUCUCCCAGGCGCAGGUGUACGAGCUGGAGCGCCGCUUCAAGCAGCAGAGGUACCUGUCCGCCCCGGAGAGAGACCACCUGGCGGGGGUCCUCAAGCUCACCCCGACGCAGGUGAAGAUCUGGUUCCAGAACCGAAGGUACAAGUGCAAGCGGCAGAGGCAGGAUCAGAGCCUGGAAAUGGUGUCCCUCCCGCCGCCCCCCAGGAGGGUGUCGGUCCCGGUGCUCGUGCGGGACGGCAAACCUUGCGUAGCGGCCGAGGCGAGUCCGUGCAACCCGCCCUACUGCGUGGCUCACGUCAACCACUUCGCCUACAACAACUACCCGCAGUUUAGCGGCUACGCCAACGGCGUCUGCGGCACAAACUAUGCGUGCAGUUAUCCGGCAGCCGCCAUGCAAACGGGAUCGUCCAGUAACGGGAAUUACGUGAACUUCGGCGUGCACGGGGAGCUCAACAACGUGCAACCCACCUUCCCCACGUCCAACAGCGGAACCUCGCUACACGGCAUUAGGACUUGGUAGUCGGCUUAUACCUACCGAAGGCAUGCAGUAGUAUUAUUAGUCGUGGGUCGAAACGUUUUCUUUCAUUUGUUUGGAUAUUUAACGAUGCCUGUUUGUGACACAAGAUAUUGUCAUGGGUUGUUGUGGCAUGAGAGCAAACCCUAAUGAUAAAUUAAUAAAACGAAAUACACACAUGUGAUGUGUGUCUUUUUGACACGUUUUUAGAUCGUGCAGUGUAAAAAUAUUCAAAGGAAGAAAUAGGUGAACGGGCAAGCAACGUACUGCUUAUUAUUGCGUAGAGGUGUUGAACUGCACUUUAUCAUACAAACAGCAAUUGACUCUCACAUGAAGUAAAAUGAGGCAACUGAAAUAUUAGAAACACCUCCCAGCUGGUUUUAAUGUCGUAUGUUGGUCUCAAUGCUAUGAUGGGCGUAAUAUCCCAUUCAAGGUAUU